UAUUCAAAUCAUCCCAGUAACCAUUAUGUACAUAAACCUGAAGCGUACAGAAAUUUUACAAUCUCUUUAAUUCAUCUUGAGUAAAUAGUUCAUAAAAAUAUGAAAAGUUUUAACUUUAUUUUAAUUGGUCAUUAUUGAGCGACAAUCUGGAUAUAUAAUUCGAGGCAGUGAUAAAGAUGCAGACGAGUCAUAAUAAUAGCGAGGGCAUCAGCGUCGUGGGGAAAUCCAGCCUUAGAACUUGUCUCAUGAUUCUAAUUCUAUUAAAUGCCAGCUCAAUCCUGUUGACCACGGUUACUGUGAAUUGGUGGAUGUACACGAUAUUAAAGGAACAGCUCCCUACAGAUCUUAAUCUCGGGAGCAGGACGACUAUCUCGUUAUUUGUCGUAUUCACCUGCGUGUUACUCAUGGUUGCAAGUAUGGCAGAAAUUCUUCUGGUAUAUUCGUUCUGGACGAGUACAUUAUUCGGAACCGAUGCCCAGGAAACGAUUCGGAAGGCAAAAAAAUGGAUAGUAAUACUUCUCCUGAACAGUAUUGUUAUUCUUCUACCACCCAUCAUUUAUUGGACGAAAUUCCUGGGAACCGUACUGAUUGGGAGUUUUGUCUUGAAAGUGGUAUCGGUGUUAGGGACUUGGUUAUUUAUUGGGAAAUUGGGCCUGGAUAGGGUGGUGAAUAUGCAAAAUACUCAAAUUGGGAUAUGCAGUGAGGCUACUUUAGUAUGAUGAAAACAGUGGCAGAGGAAGCUGGGGGACAUUGUGCACCAAGACAUUCAUAAAAAUGUUAUCUUAAGAAGACUCUCGUAUUAAAUUUCCGAAUGGAGUAUGUACAUACAACUUAAGGUUUUCGUUUUUGUGGAGAGUAUCUAAUAAGUUUGUACCUGUUAAAUUAUGUCCAGUUACGGCCAUAACGUGUGAAUAAACUGAGGAAUGAUUUAUCUAUGUAUUUAUGUACGUAUGUAAAUAGUUUAUGGGUUGUUUUAUGCACUUGAUAAUGCUCAGCAAAUAUUAUCUGUUAUGAAAUAAAUAUUUAUA
Molecule: messenger RNA, 1028 nt
Organism: Folsomia candida
Lineage: Eukaryota; Metazoa; Arthropoda; Collembola; Entomobryomorpha; Isotomidae
Exons: 4
Coding region: 177-719 (180 amino acids)
Source: RefSeq, a predicted model, not a curated record